This is a messenger RNA of Cylicocyclus nassatus, 320 nucleotides long. The record is from the annotation of a GenBank genome assembly. Lineage: Eukaryota; Metazoa; Nematoda; Chromadorea; Rhabditida; Strongylidae.
GAAGAAUACUUGCGCGACAUCAGUUCGCAAGUUGCUCGCAGCUCAAGUAACUCAAGUACACUCAAUCGUAUACAAACAAGGUGCAAUCGUCCACAUGGUGCAUCGGCUCAUCAAAGAACUCAGGCUCACUGCGGCCGAACUCGAGGGAGAAACCACGUUCCUCGCGACUUGGGACAUGGUCAAUCAUCCACACUGCUAUUCACUUGCACUAAUCAGGGGCCGUCGACCCAAACUUGCUUAGCGUACUCCCGACACAAAGAACAAAUCGAAUGGUAACUGGCACAAUUCAAAAACAAUGUGAUGUUGAAAAAUACAGCAAU